CUGUUAUUAUUGUUUAAUGGUAUUAAUUAGUCUCAUGAGAAUUGGUUUUCCUUCAUUUUCUGUUAGAAGAAUUCAGUUCGUUGACGUGUUUUCCGCGUUGGAAUUCUAUUGUCCGUCAUUGAAUUUUAGGGCGACGGAUAGCAAUGCCCAAAAUUUAAGUAGACGUGAACUGUAAACUGUAAAAAAAAAAAAAAAAAAAAACAGAAUCUGCAUAAUUACCGGAGGGAAAAAAAUUCGUCUCCAUGCUUGGCCCCUAUCUAAAAUUCUUAGUUCAGUCCUAUCAUGCGCGCAUCAUGUUUCUAUGUCAAACUCUAGUAGUUUUCUUAGAGCAUUUGUUUCAAACGUAUUGGGUUAAUGAUAAAUUUAACAUGAUACAUUAAAGUUUUUGAAAAAGAUUAUUUAUAUCUUCACUCAUUCAUUUUUUUUCUUUGACUAAUAAAAUUAUUUGGGUACACCACUUAUGCAAUUGUAAGAGAAUUGCAUUAAUAGUGAUACAAUGAAAUUAACAGGAUUAUUAGGAUAGCAUAAAUUAUGAACUAGUAAUAGAAAUUGGUGUGGGUUCUCUUAUAAACAAAGAUGAAUGAAAAUUCUCUAUUUUGCUGCGCCAAUCGUUAUUGUUUUCCGUUUAUAUAUUCAUGGGUUAUAGCCUAUAUGUAUAAUAUGCCCCUCUACUAUGACGUUUUAUCAAACAUGUCUCUCUAUUAUUUUGUACACCAAACUUGCCCAUGUAUUUUGAAAAAUUAUCAAACGUGCCCUUCUGUUAAGAUUUCCAUUGAUAAAAUCGUCAAUCAUGGUUGAACUGAGAUUUAGAAGACCUGACAUCGGCAAAUGGGAGCGAAAAUGUCAAUUUUUUCUCCCGUUUUAUUUCUCUGGGUCUCUUCAAAGUGAAAUUAUUUGAAUUAUUUGGCUAUACAAAAGAACAAAAAAAAAAUUCUAAAGUGAAAUUAUUAGGGAUAUUUUAGACAUUUAUGCCUCCCAAACCAAAGUUCCACCUUGGUUAAUGGUUUUUGGUUGAAAAUUUAAACAAAAAGACAUGUGUGAUCAUUUUUACAAAGUACAGGGGCAUGUUUGAUGUAAAAAAUAGUAUAAGGGCAUGUUUGAUAAAACGUCAUAAUAAAGGAGCAUAUUAUACCUAUAACCCUAUAUUCAUAUACUACAAACAUUUAUUUUUGUAAUAAGAACUACAACUAGCUACAAGUAUAUUUGGAAUAUGUGUUUCGAGAGAAUGUAAUAUAACCGUGCCUAAGAUUGGGGUUUGCCUAACGUUCAAUUUCCUAUUGUUUUUUUUUUCCUUUCCCAUUUUGAGUAAUCUAACAAAUUAGACAAAUCCCACAUCAAUAAAGUACGAAAGAGAUUCAUGACUCGUAAAGAACAACCCAGCCUGAACUGAUAAAACGGGGUUUUAGGUAAAAUGGAGUAGUUGUCUUAAGAACUUCAAAGUCAAACGUUUUUUAUUUUGAACCGUAUAAAAACAAAGCGAUCUCUCGAAAAUUCAUCAUAAAUACACCAAAAAGCAAAAAUCAUGCGAAAUAUAAAAUUAUUAAAAAAAAAAGGUAUAGGAUGCUACAUUUUCCACGAUGUUCCAAGACUCAGGAAGUAUAUGUCGAUUGCGUCAGUAGUGUCUCUGAUAUAUUCAGCAUGCCUCUCUAUUGUCCUUAAUUACCUCUCCCUCAAGAAAGUUCGUCGUCUCAAUUUUAUUUGUUACUUGCUCUGAUUAUUGUUCUCUGUCGUCAUCUCAUACGCAAAGAAGUUGAGUUGGGAGAGUAGAGAGAAGAGUUUGCUGUUUCUUUUCCAACUAAGCAACAUGCAAUUUUGGUUAUGAUCCAUCUCCUCGUAUAUGUUAAUUUUUUUGGGUUUCAACAACUCCCCCAAAAAGAGCAAAGAGAGAGGAGUGUACGUACGUAGGAGAAGAGGAGUUCGGCAAGAACAGUAGAUAAUUAAGAACCGAUUCUUUUCUUCCUCUUCCAUUACGAAUUAAUAAUACCAAUUCUUUUCGGUUCAAUCUCUUUUUACCACUGCAUAUAUAGAGUCCAACUAGACAAAAAUAUUUUUUGUUUCUUGCAAACUAGAUUCAAUUUGGGUAGUUGUUGAUAAGCUUGUAAUAAGGUUGUUUUGUAGGGAGACUAACAUAUAUCCACAUCACGGAUAUUUGAUCAAAUGCAAAUUUUACACGAAAACUCAAUAUGCGAUUGCAAAACAGAUUUGUACGUACUAAUGUGGCAGUCACAUCUUUUUUUUCACAAGGGCGACUCCCAAUUUUAUUACCAGACAACAAAGAACAGCACAAAGGUUUCAUAGCUCUCAAAAUGGGCAAAGAAAAUUUAGAAGAAAUAACGAAACAAACAGGGGGUCUAGCUGCAAAUUGGAAGCAAGACAACAUCAGGAAAAAACAAGAAGACAAGGUGAAAGGGGACACAGCUAGGUGGAUCAGACCACCCCCUGCUGUUCUAAAAGAGCUAAACAGAAGGGGGAAAAAGAAAGAAGAAAUUCAAAGAUGCAAGUUUUCAUUUUUCACUUUUCAUUUAAAAAUAUAAUAUAUUGAGUCAACAUAAUAUUACUAUCAUAGUUUGAAACUUUGUACUAUAUGACCAAAUGAUAGUAGUUGUAAAUGCAUCUAGAGAUAAUAGUUUUGACUUGUUAAUGUCAUAUUCGAUUUGUUCGACUUGUUUUUAAGUGGGUAAUAUUCGUCUUCUAGGUGGGACGGACCGGUAUGGGUACUCUAUUCGACUUCACUUGUUCCAUUGUCAUCUCGUUUUGUAUAAAUUUAAUGUAAUCUUAUCCAACUAUUUAGGAUUUUACUUUUAUUUACAUAAUGUUUCCGUUAUAAUACAUAAAUGUUUUAGUUAUAAUAAAUUUGUACAAAACUCGAAUUUUGAGUAAUUUAACUGAAUUUAUAAUGUCAUAGUUUAUUUGUAGACUUAUUAAUGAAAAAAAAUCAAUUGUUUGAAGUACUUUUUUUUUCUUUCUUUAUAUUGCAUAUCCAUAUGUAUCGACCUGUCCGAUCAUGCCCACAAACAAAAUACCUAAUCUAAACCCCAACUUACUACGAAAUUAGUAUGGAUAUCAAAAUACCCGCCCCAACAUGCACAAUGCAUGACUUAAUUAAAAUCAUCAGACACUUUACUUGUUCUACAAAAUUCUGUAGCAUUCGUUUCUAACACCAAAUUAUCCUCUGUACACAAAUAUUUCAUCAUUAAUUUUUAUUAUUUUACUGUACAAAUGCUUUGAAUAAAAAAGAACUAUAUUUCAAUAAUAAGAAUAGAAAAGCACAGCAGAUCCUAUCAUAUUCCCUUACGUUUCAUUUUUCCUAUUUCCCCUACUGCUCCACCGCCAUUUCCUAUUGCUCUGUCUAUUUUUUACUCUGCUUAGUAGGUUAUAGUUAACGAUCUUAGUUCUUCAUCGCUGUGAUUUGAUUAAAAUUCUGGAUAUACAGUGUGACAUUAAUAAUUAGAAAUGGGUGAUGAACCAUGGAGAGGGGAAAAAACCCGAUUCGAAUGAUGUGGCCACGUGAGAGGCUGUUAAAGAGUGUUUGACAUGACUCGUAAAAUCAAAAUACUUCAAUAUUUGUUAAGAUUAAGAUUGCGUUACAUCUACUAUUUCUCUCGUCAUACAGACUGCAUGUCGUAUCAAAAACUACCACCCCAACUGUUGUUACCAGUUGUACACAUGGAACUGAACUGCAGAGAGAGAGAGAGAGAGAGAGAGAGAGAAGAGGAUGGUCCAAAAAUGAAGACAUGUUGGUGGAAACCAUUUUGAGCACAAGUCAAUAUUACAACAACCUCAGCUCUUCUUGAAUUCUAGUCUAUCUUUGGGGAAAGAAAAAUUCUGAGAAAGGAGUCAUAUGGUGAUAAUAAUUAACUGGCUGCUACCAAACAGUAAGCAAAAGCCCAAAACUAAACUCUUCACAUUUCAUUGCCACAAAAAUAAAAAGGCAAAGGAGUUGACGUGAAUUUCCGAAUCAUCCCACAAUUUUGCCGUUUACCAUUCAACGCCACCGAGAUCAGAAGCAAAUGAGAUCAUGAUCUGUUUAUUUAAAUAAUUUUAAUUAAAUAAGAUAAUUCAUUUUAAAAACCUUAAAGAGUACAGUUUGGCAAAGAGAAAGGGAGAAUGCUGUUCUGGAAGGAAAACAAAUGGAGGAAAAAAAAGAAAAAAAUCUAACAGUGCUUUCCGUUCCAUUAAUUUCCACUACCACUACUAGAAUACAUGUGUCAUUAUUGAAAUUACCCAUUAAUCAUUGAUAGACUCGUUCAUGUGUCUAUAACAUGAAAGACUGUAUAUAUAAUACAUUCAUAGGAAUGAAUCAUGAAUGUAUCACUAAUCAUACGCAAAAUUCAAAUCCAUAUAUAAUCCAUCUUUAAGAGUACUAAUAAAUCAUUGGGACGGUUUCGAAAUUAUGAAAAAAAGACUAUUAGAUCCGACAAGAAGGCUGAAAAAAAGAAAGGAAGAGGAAGCAUAAAUAAAAUUAGUAAUUUAGGCGAGGUGAUUUUAGUUUAUGUUAAAGUAUUGUUUUCUUAGUUUUUGUGUGUUCUGUUAAAAUAGUGAAUUAGUGGAUUGACCAAACUAGGAUGGAAUGGUUCAUAUGGUUUCAUGUUCAAUAGUUAAAAAACAUAUUUGAUUCGUUCCUAGCUAGCCGUCCAAGUAAAUGAUUCGGAUAGUAAUUGUAAUCGAUUUUUCCGGUUCUACAGGUUCAACCACUUAUCCGAUUCAGUUUUUCAUAACAUGAGUAGUGCUCACUGCUCACUACUUCCUCAUAUGUGACUGAUCAAUUCUUUCUAAUACUAGUAACUAGUGAACUUUUUUUUUUGUUGUUGUUGUCAUGAAUCAUAGCUCAAUGAUGUUUGUCAUUAAUUAAAUAAACUCCGUAUCCAGCUCCUAUUAAUUAUGUCCUAUAAUAAAAGAAAUGUUCAUAUCAUCAUGUGCCUAUUUGUUUUGGCUGAGUUCCUAAAAUAAGCUCCUAUUAAACCAGUUAUAAGUUAUAAGGAACAAUACUAGAAAAAUUAAGUACCACUAAAAUUGUUACUUCAACAAAAUCGAGAGUCACAAAAUUUUGAUAUUAUGCUAGCGCUCGUGUUGCUGUUAUCGGGUGUUUUUUUUUUGCGUGUGUCUUGAUUAUUGGAUCGAUAUAUGAAAAUUUUAGGAUACUUUUUAGAACUUUUGAUUUAAUGAUCGGAGAUGUAUAUGAAAAAUCCAACAAAGUGACAUAAUGAAUUAUACAUGUUUGUAUCGACAUAAUAGCACGAUUAGAGAUCCACAAAUGGGAAAACAAACAUAAAUUUCUACUAUAACUAAAACAUUCAUGUACAUUCUUCUCUGAAAUUGUUUUUUUCUUCUAUAUUCAAACAUAAUAUAUCCAAGUAAGGAAUACUAGAAAGCAAAACAAGAAAAAAUUUCAAAGAAACGCACUUGCCAAGGAACCCCAGCAAACCCCAAUAUUCAUUCUCUCCUGUUGAAGUAAACUCAGCUCCAAAAAUUGAAUGAACUCAUUGAACUUUUUUUAUUUGAUAACUCAGGAAACCUCAACCCUACGUGCUGCUUCAGCGACAGCAGGAUCUACUAAAUCACUGGGGGUACCUGCAUACUAAAUUCAUUGAACUUAAUGGGUGGGAUUGGUCUCAUUAAUCAUUAUAUCUAGGGAAAAAAUAAGUAAAUAAUAAUGCUCGUGGAUAUCUGCUCGAGUUCGAACUAAUUGGGUGGAUAAAAUUUGAACCAUUUUUUUUUUUUAAAUCGGUAUGGUUAAAUCCCAAAUUCAAAUAUUACAGGUAAUGGAUGAACAUGAUUUUUUUCACCAUCCAACUCUAACUCGCCAAAUAAUGCACAUGCAUAUGUAUUUUGUUUCAAAAUGAUCAUUAUUUUUCUCAAUAUAUUUUAUAUCUAUAAUGCAUAUAGAAUAUUUCCAUGAAAAUUUUAUUGUUUCAAAUAAAUUUGUUCAUUUUAGCAAUUUAUUUACUUUUAAUUUUGCACUUAGAGUCAGCAAAUCUGAAAUUGUUAUCAUGUUGGUUGAACUUAUAACGAGAAAUUAUUUUUUCCAUGGUUAGCCAUGGAUAUCCGAAAUCCGUUUGGGUAUGAGUAUGAUUUGUAUAUAUAAUCCGAUUCUUGUACGUGUAUGAGUAAAUUCUUGUACGUUGUCAUCCCCAAUUACUCCCUAUUUUGGCUAGGUGUAUGUUUAUAUUGUUUUAGUGAAACAAGUAGGAUCCUGCUCCAAACUUUUUUGUGUCACUUUUUCUUUGUAACUAACUAACAAUGUGACAUUGGACUAUUAUUAUUUCAAGAACACACCAAUAAUUUCGUUAAUAGCUGUAAUUUCCCCAAACUCCACAAAGAGAAAAAGUCCAACGCAUCGGCAUUUCCUUUACGCACCACCCAAGGACCUUGUACAUGUCACCACCAUUUCAACGAAGCCCACAAUUAAAAAAAAAUUAAUCAUUAUUAUAAUCCCAUCUUAAUAAUAAUUAGACACAAGACGAGAGAACCAAUACAAAUUUAUUAAACAAAAAAAAAAUCCCCUUCAACAAGGCUAUGCCCUCAAAUAUAAAAUUAAAAUCCAUUUCCCCCCUUUAAUUACCACCACCGCAAUCUCUGCCAUAAUCCUUCAAUCCCCAUAUUCCUCUUUCAUCCACACAACUCCAUUUUCGCUGUCUGAACCACAUCCAGCUAUCCGAUUAUUCCUCCGCCUUCCUUCCGAUCCCUGUCGCCGGCGUUUCAACCCCCGCGCUCUCUCUCUCCCCCGAAAUGCCCGGCGGCGGAGGCGGAGCCGGAGCCGCCCUACUCCCCGACCACGCCACUCCUACAGCGGGGCUCCUCCUCCAGCUCGUCCGAGACAUCACUCUCGCCGGAGGAAGCGGGAACGCUUCCACCGCCGCCGCCGCUGCUUCGUCGUCGCCGUUCAGGAAGGACUCCACGGAUCUGGUGCGGAGGAUCUCACUGCUCGCGCACUUCCUCGAGGAGAUUGCGGAUUUCGUCGGCGAAUCUGGACCGUUGGAUUGCGACGCCGCCGCUUCCUCUUCCUCGGCCAGUUGGUGCUCCGCGCUGCUCGCUGCUCUUCAGUCGGCUAAGCGAUUGUUGCUGGUUUCUGGCGGCUCCAAAUCCUCUAACCGCUCUGAUGGAGCUCACCGCAAAAUCGCUCUUCAGUUCCAAUCCGUAACGUGCAAGCUCGAGAAGGCUUUGGCUGAUAUCCCUUUCGAUCGCUUCAAUAUUUCAGAGGAAGUACAAGAACAGGUUGCAUUGGUGAGAUCACAGCUGCAGAGAGCCUCCGAGAGAUACAGGUUCGUGAAUGCGGAGACGAUCUCUCCCGCCGCCGCAUCAUCAGCCCAACAACCUCUAGGCAGAGAGAUUGAUCCAACGCAAAGGGCCAGCAGCAACACUAGCAGAUUGAAUCGAAGCUGGAAAAUUGAGAAUGUUGGCAGUGUCAAUCGUGAUUCCGCCGAGAGAAGUGAUGCCGCCGCGGUGGCAGUGGCAGUGGAAAGCAACGAUGCCGACCAGGUUCAGGCAGGAGAGCUGACUGAAGAAGCUGCUGCAGGGGAUGAGGGAGAGAAGAAGAAGGUUAAUGGCUCGGGUAUAAAGAGUCUCGAGGACUUGAAGAAGGCCGAUGCUCCCACCAUCCCUGACGAUUUCCUCUGUCCCAUCUCCUUGGAGCUAAUGAGAGAUCCAGUCAUUGUUGCCACGGGCCAGACGUACGAGAGGUCCUUCAUCCAGAGAUGGGUCGACGCAGGCAACAUGACCUGCCCCAAAACCCAGCAGAAGCUCGAGCACUCGACGCUUACGCCCAACUACGUCCUGAGAAGCCUGAUCGCUCAGUGGUGCAGCAAGCACAACAUCGAGCAGCCGACGGGGUUCACAAACGGGAGAAUCAAGAAGGGCAUCCGCGGCGGCAGCGACGUGAGUGGGGAUAUCGCCGCAGUUCAAGCACUGGUGCGCAAGCUGUCGAGCCGGUCUCUGGACGAUCGUCGAGCUGCAGUUCACGAGAUCCGAACCCUAUCCAAGCGGAGCACGGACAACAGAAUCCUAAUCGCGGAAGCAGGAGCCAUCCCUGUCCUCGUCGGGCUCUUAACCGCCGAGGACGUCGUCAUCCAGGAGAACGCAGUCACCUCCAUAUUGAACCUCUCAAUCUACGAGAACAACAAGGGUCUGAUCAUGCUGGCGGGAGCAAUCCCUUCCAUCGUCCAGGUCCUUCGAGCCGGCAGCGUGGAAGCCAAGGAAAACGCUGCAGCAACGGUAUUCAGUCUAUCCCUGGGCGACGAGAACAAGAUCAUAAUCGGAGCCUCGGGCGCGAUCCCGGCUUUAGUCGAGCUCCUCGAGCACGGGAGCAGCAGCAGGGGGAGGAAAGACGCUGCAUCGGCAUUGUUCAACCUGUGCAUCUACCAGGGGAACAAGGGGAGGGCGGUUCGAGCUGGGAUCGUCCCCGCGCUGCUACGAAUGCUGAGGGAUCACUCUCGAGGAGGAGGCGGCGGCGCGAUGGUGGACGAGGCGCUGACGAUCCUGUCGGUCCUGUCGAGCAACGUCGAGGCGAAGGCGGCGAUCGUGAAGGCGAGCACGAUCCCGGUGCUGAUCGAUCUGUUGAGGACCGGGCAGGGGAGGGGGAAGGAGAAUGCGGCGUCGAUCCUGCUGUCGCUGUGCAAGAGGGAUGCGGAGAAUCUGGGUUGCCUGAGCCGGCUGGGAGCUGUGAUUCCGUUGACUGAGCUGGCGAAGAGCGGGACGGAGAGGGCGAAGAGGAAGGCGGGGUCGUUGCUGGAGCAUAUUCGGAAGCUGCAUCCCCACUAACGUUUCAAGUUUGAAGGUAAACAGCUAACUCCAGAGUGGAGGAAGGAACAAUUUACUUGGAUUUAAUUAAUUUAUUUUAUUUCGUUUCCUUUUUAUUUAUUUAUUAAUUCCUGAUUAUUUGACAACGAGGAUGGAGAUGAGAUGGGAGAAAUCGCAAAAAAAAGGGGCGGUUUUCUCGGUGUAUUUAUUUAAUUUGAUGUAAUUGUAUAAUUGAUUGUAAUCUCUGCUCUUCCUGUCCACCCCACCACGUUCAUGAGUGGCUGUUGUAGAAAGAAAGGAAGGAAGGAAGGAAAGGAGAGAUACCCAUAAUAAUAUGUUUGGCAUCUGAAAUGAAAAAGAAGAGAAUCAUCUGGCCAAAGACAGAUAGAUUGAUUCCCCCCAACUAUGGAUAUGUUUUCUUUUUUGCUCUUAAGUUUUCAUUGUUGUGGGCUUGUGGCUGGGAAUUAAUCCGGAUGGGAUUGUUCGUGGUCGUUUGCUCGAGGGAUUUUGAUGCUGGAUUCGAUCCAAAGCUCACAUUAUGUAUCUAUUAGUUCAAAAGUUUGUGUUUGCUUAUUGACCCAAGUAUUUUCUUUCGGAUUCAAAAAAGAGUUUGUAGAGAUUUCUCUCUCUUGGACUAUAGAAGAAAGAAAACAAUCAUCAACCUAUUAAUAUUGGAACAUUCGAAUGAUUCUUUCAAAUGUAUUAUUUCUGGGUCUAACGGAAUUCAUAGGUAAAUACGACAUUAUUUAAACUUUUUUGAAAUUGUCAAAAAAUCCAUAUCGUUUCUUAUCUUUUUCAAUUUCCAUAUCGUGUAUCUAAAUUUAAUAUUCAUGAAAUUGGAGUUUAAUUUCCACAUUUUUUUCUCUCUUCACUUUGCUCAUCAAAUCUCCCUCCCGUCCAUAGAUAUGAAUGCUGAAAUUUCGUUUAUAUCUCUCAUUAUGCAUCAUUUAGUUCACACAUAUUAAUGUUUUGGUUUUCCUAAAAAAACCAAAGCGUUGGACCCUUACUUAGCGCCCGACUCCCUUAGACGUCAUUUAAGCAUGCCUAGGUGCUAGAGCCUACUCUAGUGUUGAAUGUCUAGAUGAAGCAUCUUACCAUGGUGCUUAGAACAUAAUUUGCUCAUCUAACCUACAUACGUGAUGUGUGUUCCUUGUAUAUUGACGUUGGUCAUGUGAUCAACAUUACUAUGGGUUUGCGCAACUGGUUUUACGAGUGUGGGAUAUGAAUGACGACCCCAUUUUUCCCCCUCUGGUGGUGGCGAACGUGCUUUCCAAAUGUUGCGAUCAAUCAGGCGGCUUGGGAAGUCGUAAUGCUUAGAUAGAGAUAGGCAAGUUGCGCUUAUUCAUGUUUGUUGGUUUGUUUUUGGUCUGGUUUGGAACCUUUUCUUUUUUCCGAGUUGGAUUAGGCCAGAUAGGGAUGGCAAUGGGUCGAGUUGGGGUGGGUAUUGUCAAACCCAAACCCAUGAGUUUAUCCGCCAAAAAAACCCGGGGUAAAACUCGCUGGGUUUGAAAAACUCAAACCCAACCCAACCUGCUGGGUAUUCGCGGGUUCAUGGGUACCCGUAGGUUUUUGUGGUAAAAAAUUUACAAUAACAAGUUUCUUUCAAAAUAAAAGUUUAACAUCAAU
Linum trigynum is the source of this 10362-nucleotide messenger RNA. The record is from the annotation of a GenBank genome assembly. NCBI's taxonomy places the organism in Eukaryota, Viridiplantae, Streptophyta, Magnoliopsida, Malpighiales, Linaceae.